AUGGGCCUUCGCACAGCUUUAGAUAAUAGUUCUGACCUCGAACCAGAAUUUUUUCGUUUUGCUGCAAAGGACGAGAACAGGAACAACGACAAGAACAAGAUAAGAUAAGGAGCCUAAAACAUUAAUGAAAACACUUGGAGUUUUGAUCAAAUUUGAACCAGACUGUGCCAAGGUGUGGUUGUGAAACUAUCAAAGAAACAAACCAACCCAGAUUCACCAAGUUAUUGGGAAAGGAUAUAUUGCGUUGGCGAUUCUCAGUUUACAAACCAAUUCGCAAAAGUGAUUAGUUCUGUCAUCGAAAACUGAAACGAAUACGUUAUUGUCGCGUCGAAUUCAAAACACUUUUUACUUAUUCCUUGGUGCAGCACCGUAAAGAACAGUACCAAUUUCGAGGAUUUUAUCACUGUGUUGAAAAUUUUUACUGACCGAGUCAUAGAGGAACGGUAAGAACAGAUGCACCGAAGUGAUUUAUAGGGUGCGAACGCCAAUUUUGAUAAUAACCAUCCAUCGUUGCAGCUCUGUAACAAAUAUACUGAUACACUGUCUCCGAAGAAAGUUUAGUUUCUUCUGCUGACCAAAGGAUAAAUUUUGGAAUAAAGUUUAAUUGAAGGCAGCCAGCUGAUUAGGGAGCCUGCACAGCUUGAAGCAGACAGUCCAGACAAAUCAAAAAAGAUAGUUGGGAAAAGGAUUUCAAAAAGGCUUCGUGUUAUUUCUCUUCUUGAGUUUGGCGCUCCCAGAGAAUUCGCACAGGACAUCUAUUUUCACUGAUUCGAUCAUGUCACGUAAACAUCUAUUUACUGAACUCGGGUGGACAAGUCCAUCCAGAGGAAUGUGUUCUUAUCAGAACUUGUUACAGCUUUCUCUUAUAUCAUGGACUAUUGCCCUGGCAAGUCCAUCAGGCGUUCUGCAUAUCUUCCCCAGUCAACAUGGUGCUAUUGGUCAAGAACGGGUCACGUGGAGCGUCACUCUCACAGCAGACGAUGUUCCAACUUCAAAAUGUCACGUGACGUCAUUGCAGGAGCCUUGCCACUUGAUAUUUGCCAAAUCUGAAAGAAAGGAAAUAAAACUAAACUUCGAUCGCAAAGUUUCAAGGAAUGUGGACUCCUCGACACUUUCUGGUACAGAGUUGUCCCUUUCAAAUCUUGAAGCAAAUAAAGUUUGCGUUGGAAAAGACUGCAUGACUUUCCAAUUAAAUGUGACGUGCGCAACUGACCAUUACGGACCAUUUUGUGAAUCGCGCUGCACAUUGGAAUCGUGGGAAAAGUGGUACGUCUGCGAUGAGAACACUGGAAUAAAGAAAUGCAUCCCGGGAAGGACGGGAUAUGGAUGCACGCAUCUAGUUUUCCUGUCCGAAGCAAGCGCCAUGUCGUUCCUCGCACCCCAGGUACACCCCGACAACAAAGCACUUGUCCGAAAGAAACGAUGGAAUACAUGGUUGGAGGAAGCCCUCCCUGGCAACAUGGAGCAGGAGUGUGUAGAGGAGUGGUGUAACUGGGAAGAAGCAAGGGAAAUAUUUGAGCAGCCCGAGCGAACCAAUGAAUACUGGAAGCGAAGAAAUGAUCCGAACGAUUGCGACAACAAUCCUUGUUCCUCCCCGGGGACGUCCCGGUGUGAGGAUCUGUACCAAGACUUCCGCUGCCACUGCAAGACGGGUUACACUGGACGGAGUUGUAACCAGGACGUCAAUGAUUGUCAGAAUAACUGCAAGAAUGGUGCCACAUGUUCGGAUCUAUUAAAUGACUAUCAUUGCCACUGCCAGCCUGGAUUCCGCGGCCGGAACUGCCAAGAAAACAUUGAUGACUGCGCAGCAGGACCUUGCAGAAAUGGCGGCACUUGUGUCGAUGGUGUCAAUACAUAUACCUGUCGGUGUAGACAGGGCUUUACAGGUUCUCAGUGUCAACAGGACAUAGACGAGUGCAGCUCUUCGCCGUGUCGAAGUGGCUCGACUUGCUUGAAUGAAGCUGGGCGAUACUCCUGCCAGUGUGCACCUGGUUGGUCGGGCAACCGGUGCGAAAAUAACAUUGACGAUUGCGCCCCUGGACCCUGUCAGCAUGGGGGCGUAUGCUCUGAUCGAAUUAACGGCUACAGUUGCGCCUGUAAGCCUGGAUACACUGGUAACCAAUGCCAGACUGAUGUCAACGAGUGUGCCAGCAAUCCGUGUCAGAAUGGAGGGAAAUGUGCUGACAAAGUCAAUGGAUUUACAUGCUCCUGCGCAGUGGGAUAUGACGGGGUACUCUGCCAGAACAACAUAGAUGACUGCUCACCAAACCCUUGUCAAAAUAGCGCCCUUGGGUGUGACGACAAGGUAGACGACUUCCACUGUCGCUGCAGCUCGGGGUGGGCGGGGAAGGCAUGUGCAGACAACGUGGACGAGUGUGCCAGUAACCCGUGCCAGAAUGGGGGAAGGUGUCAUGACCAAGUCGAUGGUUUCAGGUGUGAUUGUCAAGCAGGCUUUUCGGGUGCUAUGUGCGAGGUGGAUAUCGAUGAAUGCGCUGGUAACCCAUGUCAUGGAAGCAAUGCUUUACUCUGUGAGGAUAAGAUCAACAGUUUCCAAUGCGUUUGCAAAACAGGUUUUACCGGAACGACAUGUGCUGUAAACAUCGACGAUUGCAACCCCGCCCCAUGCCAAAACGGCGCCACUUGUAAAGAUCUUGUGGAUGACUACAGCUGCAUGUGUUUGCCAGGAUACGAGGGGAAAAACUGCUCCAAAGAAAUUGACGAAUGUCUGUCGUCUCCUUGUAAAAAUGGUGCCACGUGUGCGGAUAAGUUAAAUGAUUUUUCAUGUCGCUGCCUCGCGGGGUUUUCCGACAAGACUUGCUCGAGUGACAUUGAUGAGUGUGGCAGUAGUCCUUGCAGAAACAAUGGUACUUGCAUCGACAAAGUCAAUGGAUACUCGUGCUCCUGCAAGCGUGGCUUCACGGGCCCUCAGUGCGAGAUCAACAUCGAAGACUGUCAGGCGACGUCCUGUAAGCACGGUGGAACUUGCCAAGAUUUGGUCGACGAUUUCAAAUGUUCCUGCAUCCCCGGAUACGAUGGUGAGACUUGUGAGCACGACAUCGAUGACUGUGCCAAUUCCCCGUGCCUUCAUCAGGGCAAGUGCUCAGACUUGGUGAACGACUUCAAAUGUGACUGCAAGCCCGGUUACCGAGGAGAACGUUGUGAGAUCGACAUUGACGAAUGUGCCAGUUCUCCAUGUAAAAACAAUGGCACGUGCCGAGACAAACCGAAUGGUUUCACCUGUUACUGCGUCCCUGGUUAUGUUGGACCAGAAUGCAGCGUAAACUACGACGAAUGCAGCUCAAUUCCGUGCAAAAAUGGCGCCACCUGUCGGGACCUGUUGAAUGCUUUUGCUUGUGACUGUGACCUUGGAUUUGAAGGUCAGCUGUGCGAGGUCAACUUUGACGACUGUGCUGGGGAUCCUUGUGGGCCCAAUGGUGCAUGUGCUGAUGGAGUGAAUGGCUUCAGCUGUAAUUGUUCCCUGGGUUACGAGGGCGCAACCUGCGACAAAGAAAUCAACGAGUGUCUCACUGCGCCCUGCCAAAACAACGGAACGUGCGUCGACCUCCUAAACAACUACCGCUGCGAAUGCGUCCUUGGCUUCGACGGGGGAAACUGCCAAAACAACAUCGAUGACUGCACCCCUGAUCCUUGCGUGAACGGCGGGACCUGCCAAGAUGUUGUUGACGACUUCUAUUGCCUAUGUCCCUCUGGACUCACUGGGAAGACCUGCUCGAACAAUCCGGAUGACUGUGACCCGAUGCCCUGCCGAAACAACGCGACAUGCAAAGAUUUGGUUAAUGAUUAUACCUGCACGUGUCACCUUGGAUUCUCUGGGAAGGACUGUGAGACCAACGUCAAUGAGUGUGGGAGCAAUCCUUGUCAGCACGGUGGCACCUGCCUGGAUAGGGUUAAUAGAUUUGAAUGUAUCUGCAAGGCAGGUUACACUGGUCCGCUGUGUGCACAGGACAUCAACGAAUGUUCUUUGAAUCCGUGUAGAAACGGAGGUAACUGUACAGACCGUGUAGCGGACUACAACUGCACCUGCAGCCCAGGUUGGCAAGGAAAGAACUGCCAUUUGAACAUAAACGAAUGCCACUCUCGUCCCUGUUUGAAUAAUGGAACAUGUACUGACUUAAUCAAUGAUUUUAGGUGUGACUGUGGUCCCGGGUUUACCGGCAAGAGAUGCCAGACCAACAUCAACGAGUGUUCCAGUAACCCUUGCAUCCAUGGCACCUGCAAAGAUGCAGUUAACGGAUACUCAUGCGCAUGUCUGGACGGAUAUGACGGAGUUCACUGUGAGAAUGACAUUAACGACUGUGGAGGGGCCCCUUGUAAGAACGACGCGACAUGCGUUGACCAGUUGUCCGAUUACACAUGUGUCUGUAGCCAAGGUUAUGAGGGCAAAAAUUGUACGCUCGAUCGCGACGAAUGUGCUUCCGAACCUUGUCACCACAACGGCAAUUGCACUGACCGUCUCAAUGAUUUUGAGUGUAGUUGUCCUCCUGGGUACGGGGGCAAGACAUGCAGAGAGGACAUUGACGAGUGUGUGUCAUCCCCGUGUCAGAAUGGCGGCAAAUGUCUGGACUCUCUCAACGGUUACAGGUGCACAUGCAGGACUGGUUUUAACGGAACUCACUGUGAACGCAACAUAGAUGACUGCACGCCGAACCCUUGUAAAAAUGGAGCCAAAUGCGAGGAUGCCGUGAACGAUUACAACUGCCUUUGCUUGCCCGGCUUCACCGGUAAAGACUGUGGGGUGAACAUCGACGAAUGCUUGCCAGGGCCGUGCAAGAAUGACGGGGUGUGUAAGGAUCAGAUUAAUGAUUUUAGCUGCGACUGCAGUAACGGCUACACCGGUAAAACUUGCAGUGAUAUCGUAGAUUAUUGUACCAGUAACCCGUGCAAGAACAGCGUAACGUGCGUGCCCAAGUUAAAUGCAUACUCGUGUGUCUGCACUCUUGGAUUUAAUGGUACCCUAUGCGAGAAUAACAUUGAUGACUGUGCCAGCGCCCCCUGCCUCAAUAACGCCACUUGCCAAGAUGCCAUCAAUGACUUUCAAUGCCUCUGCCUACCUGGGUUCCAGGACAAGCGGUGUCAGACCAAUAUUGAUGAGUGCGAGGGGGCCCCCUGUGUUCAUGGGUCGUGCCAGGACCAGGUCAAUGAUUAUCAUUGUCACUGCAAACCAGGUUACUCUGGAAAGAACUGUAGUGUGAACAUAAAUGAGUGUUCAAGUGGGCCAUGCCAAAACGGUGGCCAGUGUUUAGACAGCGUGAAUGGAUACAAAUGCGAAUGUCAGAAGGGAUUCACCGGAACUCACUGCGAACAAAAUAUCGACGACUGUAACCCAGACCCCUGUCUGAACGGGGCAACCUGCUCGGACCUCGUCAAUGACUUCAGAUGCGCUUGCCCGCAAGGCUUCAGUGGAAAAACAUGCCGCACGCUUGAAGACCACUGUCUGGUGCUGAAACCUUGCAGAGCGAAUGGACAAUGCCACAGCACGCUGACGGGAUACCGCUGUGAAUGCGUUGAAGGUUUGACUGGUCUGAACUGUGAGACGAACAUUGAUGAUUGUGCAGCGAACCCCUGCCAGAAUAACGGCACGUGUACAGACCUGGUUGCCGCAUAUGCCUGCAAGUGUAACGCCAAUUACACUGGCGUACACUGUGAACGAGAAGUAGACCACUGCCUGUCUGCACCUCCUAACGUCUGCGGCAAACACGGUGACUGCGUCAGCGUCAAGGGGGGUUACAAGUGUUCGUGUCAUCAAGGGCACGGAGGCCCACUUUGUGACAAAGUGAUUCUCAUUCCGUGUCCAUACGGCGGGAAGACGUACAAUCCAUACGAGCAGUGGGCAGACGAUUGUAAUGACUGUGUUUGUCUAAAUGGUCAGGCGGAAUGCUCUAAGAUGUGGUGUGGCUAUGUCAAAUGCGAUAUAUCAGCCAUCAAAAAAUGGACAUCCGGCGUCAAAAAAUUUGAUAAGCUCUGCACGGAGGAGGACUUCUCCUGCUUCCCGUUGGACGGCAUGGACUGUCUGACAAAGACCUGCGAUCUUAACUACGGACUUUGCAGGCCAAAUAAAGACCCCACUUGUAACCCAUUCAGUGGCCCCAACACCAUUGACUGUGCCAGGCUAAUAGUCAAGUUGGAUCCAGCGAAAAUGGAGAUGAAGGGAAUAACAAUCGAUGUAUUUUGCGGCCACCUGCGAGCCCUAAAGGUAGUGAAACAGUAUGCAAAUGACACCUACCUCGCCCUCAGGUGUGAGGUUGAUAAGAUGAAGACGUCUAACGAUCACAUAACCCUUGCUCUCUCGAUGGAAAGUGAGAAGAAUACAGGCUUCGGUCUCAUAGCGAUGGCAGUUCUUUCAGACUACUUGAAGGCACUGGCCAAGAAUGAUACCUCCGAUCUACUUGCUGGCAUAGUGGAGAGUGGAUUCCAGGCCUCGACACAGGGAAAGCAAAUUCAGACGUAUCUCUACCCCGUCAUCUCCGUUUGUGGAGCGAUAGUGGUCAUAUUUAUCGUGGUUGGGAUAAUGAGCUACCGUCAGAGGCGCGCCUUGAAGCGGCAGCGGGAUCGAUUGGAUGCACCAAGACAGCGCCUUGCCUCACGGAUGCGGUCCCUGAGUUGGCAGAGCGAGAACACGCCCGAGGGAGCAUUCGAAAAUCCUAUGUUCGGGAACUUGGAUGAAGACCCGGGAAUAUCCUAUUUGGAUGAUAGUUUCGCGGGGCUGCAGAAGGAGUCCGACACUGACGACUUCCGGCGGAUUUCCUUUACAGAGAGCAGUGCUUAUGUUACGGGGCUUGCGCAGAGCUUGAAGCUUGGUGACCCCCUUGAUAUUGAGGCUGAGGGGGAUGGUUUCAACAAGGCUGUUGACCAAGAACGCAAUCCCGGUGAUGGCAAGGAACUUGUGGUAAAUGAAAUCCCUGAAGCCAAUUGCUGAGAGUUAACUUUUGGUUCUUCUCCUUCAGUAUAUUCUAUCAUGGACCGUGUAUAUAGGAGGUUUUAUUGGAUAGAAGUCUGCCCUUGAGAAUGUUAGUCAGAUUAUUGGCGUAAGAUAUCGAAGGCAACAUGAUAAUUGGCCUUGUGACACCUCCCUAACUACAAAAUUGGGUGCGGGGAGAGGGCUUCCAUCAGUCAUUCAUGCCACAGUUAUUAUGGCUUGGUUAAAAUAAACGCCUAUCAGCCUUGAGAUGGUGCUCAUUAAGAAUGUGCUAUAUUUAUAAAAAUUAUCUGUAUAUUUGUAUCCCAAAAAUACGAUUUUAUGUAUAUCCCAAGGUGUAUAUCCUAUAUCUUUUUAAAUGUGGGUUCUGAACAAAUUUAUUUGACAAGACUGUAUACGAAUGCAUUUGGCGGAGUGGAGGGUAUCUGCACUAUACUGAUACCCAGGGAUUUGAUUGUAUAUAUAUUACGCAAACAGGUUUGGGCGGAAUUUAAAAAUAAAGAUGGCGGCUUUAAUUCCAGAGCUGAUGUAUA
This is a messenger RNA of Lineus longissimus, 7470 nucleotides long. RefSeq names its product neurogenic locus Notch protein-like. The transcript is spliced from 30 exons. Gene Ontology annotation, cellular component: extracellular region. The record is from RefSeq and is a predicted model, not a curated record. Bases 776 to 6937 code for a protein of 2053 amino acids. Gene Ontology annotation, molecular function: Notch binding; calcium ion binding. NCBI's taxonomy places the organism in Eukaryota, Metazoa, Nemertea, Pilidiophora, Heteronemertea, Lineidae.